Molecule: messenger RNA, 2244 nt
Organism: Heteronotia binoei (common prickly gecko)
Lineage: Eukaryota; Metazoa; Chordata; Lepidosauria; Squamata; Gekkonidae
Gene: PFKFB4
Product: 6-phosphofructo-2-kinase/fructose-2,6-biphosphatase 4
Exons: 15
Coding region: 360-1742 (460 amino acids)
Biological process (GO): fructose metabolic process; fructose 2,6-bisphosphate metabolic process
Cellular component (GO): cytosol
Molecular function (GO): ATP binding; 6-phosphofructo-2-kinase activity; fructose-2,6-bisphosphate 2-phosphatase activity
Source: RefSeq, a predicted model, not a curated record
ACCGGCUUGCACAAGCGGCGGGAGCGGCUGAAGCCCUUGGCGCCCGGAGCACACACGCCCCCCCCUCCCAGCGCCGCGGAGGAGGGGGGACCCUCUCCAGGGGCUUUUGCGCCCUCAGCAGGAUGCUCUUGCGCCGCGUUCAUGCACCGUCUCUGUCUUCCCCAGCGCGGGGGAGCUAGCAGGGCUGGCCCUCCUUACGGUCCUUGCGCCUUUCCUUAGCAGAGGCGCGGGGCUGACUGGGUGCUCUCCUUCUCCCCCCGCCCCCAGUAAAGCGGCUGAGGCUGGGUUACGCUGGCCCAGUCACGGGCGCAAGGUUGAAAAGCGGGUGGCGACGGCGUCCUCAUUCAGGAACGGCACGGAUGUCGGUCUCCAGGUGCUGUGGCGGCGGCAGCAGAGCGAAGCGUCCUUUGCAGGGCCGGGAUUGGAAAGUAUGUAUGACCAAUUGUCCUACGCUAAUUGUUAUGGUUGGCCUCCCAGCAAGAGGGAAAACUUACAUCUCCAAAAAAUUGACACGCUACUUAAAUUGGAUUGGAGUGCCUACAAAAGAAUUUAAUGUUGGCCAGUAUCGCCGAGAUUUGGUAAAAACGUACAAAUCCUUUGAAUUUUUCCUGCCAGACAAUGAAGAAGGCCUGAAAAUCCGAAAAAUGUGCGCCUUAGCAGCACUGAAUGAUGUUCGUUGGUAUCUCAGUGAAGAAAAAGGGCAUGUGGCAGUUUUUGAUGCUACAAAUACUACAAGAGAACGCAGAGAAACUAUUUAUAAGUUUGGGGAAGAAAAUGGUUACAAGACCUUUUUCGUUGAGUCAGUAUGUGUUGAUCCAGAAGUCAUCGCUGCAAAUAUUGUGCAAGUGAAACUGGGCAGCCCUGAUUAUGUUGACUGCAGUAGUGAUGAAGCUACUGAAGAUUUUAUGAAAAGAAUUGAGUGUUACAAGAAUUCAUAUGAGUCACUAGAUGAAACUUUAGACAAGGAUCUUUCUUAUAUUAAAAUCAUGGAUGUUGGAAGGAGUUACCUUGUGAACCGAGUAAUGGACCACAUCCAAAGUCGGAUUGUUUACUACCUCAUGAAUAUCCAUGUAACGCCUCGUUCCAUCUACCUCUGUCGGCAUGGGGAAAGUGAGCUAAAUCUGAAGGGAAGGAUAGGAGGAGACACAGGGCUGUCCCGCAGAGGAAAAGAGUUUGCCAAGAGCCUUGCACAAUUUAUUAAUGAACAAAACAUCAAAGACCUGAAAGUAUGGACAAGCCAGAUGAAAAGGACCAUUCAGACUGCAGAGGCUUUGGGAGUGCCUUAUGAGCAAUGGAAAGUUUUGAAUGAAAUAGAUGCUGGAGUAUGUGAAGAAAUGACGUAUGAAGAAAUUCAAGAAAAUUAUCCAUUAGAAUUUGCUUUGAGAGACCAGGAUAAAUACAGAUACAGAUAUCCUAAAGGCGAAUCCUAUGAAGAUCUUGUUCAAAGAUUGGAACCAGUAAUUAUGGAAUUGGAAAGGCAGGAAAAUGUGCUUGUAAUCUGUCACCAAGCUGUUAUGCGCUGUCUGCUCGCUUACUUUCUGGACAAGCCUGCAGAACAACUGCCUUAUCUCAAGUGCCCACUGCAUACUGUCUUAAAGCUAACCCCAGUGGCUUAUGGUUGCAAGUUGGAAUCUAUAUUUCUGAACGUUGAAGCUGUAAAUACUCACAGAGACAAACCACAGAAUGUAGACAUUUCAAGACCUCCCGAGGAAGCCCUUGUAACUGUCCCUGCUCACCAGUGAAUCCAGUGUCCUGAUCAGCUAUGAAACCUGUGAAUGUAUGCAUUAACCGCUCUCGAGAGGAAGCCUUGAAGACAGUACCUAAUCAUUUGUAGCUUCCUUGACCUACAACACCGUCCCAAACUGCUGAAGCAGUGUUAAAGAAACAACUCAGGGACAUGAGAACAAACAGCCUACAAGAAAACCAAGCAGUGACAUUAAAAUUCAUGCACUCCUCUCUUUGAAUGUGUGUUCCUCUCCCGGAGGAAGAUGGGCUUGGCAUUAGAGAGUGAAAUGUACCAAGUAUUUAUGGAACAGGGAAUGAAAUUUCUUUUAAAUUAACUUGUUGUUUUUACUCUGUUUUUCUUUAUUCGUGGAUGUCAAGAAGGUUAUAAAAUUCAGUUGUCACUUUUAAUGUUCUGUUUUAGCUUUUAAAUGUUGGUAUUCUUCUAGAAUAUUUUUGGAAGCUGUUCUUACUGUGAGAGGCCACCUAGCUCCAGACUUCCUUGUUUUCAGUUUUUCAUUU